AUUUCUUUAUGAUUAUUUUGGCUUUAGAAUUUUUAGAAUCUGAAUAUUGAGGGUGUGGUGAUGCUGAGGCAGAAUGGAAGCAUGGACUUGAAUUUGAUUCCUGGGAAGAUCAGAAAACGAGGGUGUUCCUGGUCAGCAUUGACCUUUUCCUGUGUUCCCAACAAUAACUACAAGUUCAAAAGGGCUGUUUUGGUGGGGAAGAGGGGGGGAUCAGAUACGCCCGUGCCUACGUGGAAAUUCAUGAGCUCGAGAUCACCAUUACGUGGUUGCAAAGAAAAGCAAGCUCCAGUGUCGGCGAGGAAGCUCGCGGCUACACUGUGGGAGAUGAAUGAGAAGGAAAGGUGUGUUGAAGCGAUGUUGAAGAAGGAAUACAAAGCAAAGGAAAGGUUGGCACGGUUCAUGCAUUCUGGAUCUAUGCCACCCCAUUUGUCUGAUCCAUCACAUAGUCCUCUUUCUGAGAGAAUGGAUCGAUCUGGAACAGGUUGUUGCCACAGAAGAACUCCAUCCAUUUCUAACAUGCUGAAGCCCACACACCAACAUGUUGUCCCUUUAGAUUCUCUUAGCAAUGCCAGUCUCAUGGAGAUUGAAACCAGAUCUCGAACACAGACUCCUGAUUCAUCUAUAAUCGGAGUUAAGAUACGUUUGAAGGACAUUAGCAAUGCUUUAACAACAUCCAAAGAGCUACUUAAAAUUAUAAAACGCAUUUGGGGUCAUGAAGAUCGCCCUUCCUCUAGUCUGUCUUUAAUCUCAGCUUUACAUACUGAAUUGGAGAGGGGUCGCAUGCAGGUCAAUCAGCUUAUCAAGGAACAGCACUUAGAUCAAAAUGAGAUAAGUUAUUUGAUGAAGUGUUUUGCUGAAGAAAAGGCAGCAUGGAAAAGCAAGGAGCAAGAAAUUGUUGAGGCUGCUAUUGAAUCUGUUGCAGGAGAACUUGAUGUUGAGAGGAAGCUCAGGAGACGGUUUGAGAGCUUGAACAAAAAACUUGGUAGAGAACUAGCUGAGACCAAAGCUUCACUCCUUAAGAUGGUGAAAAAACUAGAAAUUGAGAAGAGAGCAAGGGAAAUUAUUGAACAAGUAUAUGAUGAAUUAGCAAGGCAUACUGAUGAGGAUAAAUAUGAGACUGAGAAAAUAGAGAGAGAAUCCACGAAAGUUUAUGAUGAGGUACAGAAGAAAAAGGAAAUGAUGCAAUUAGCUGAUAUAUUAUGCGAGGAGAGAGCUCAAAUGAAACUUUCUGAGGCAAAAUAUCAGCUUGAAGAAAAGAAUGCAGUUGUCAAAGAGCUAAGGAAUCAACUUGAAACUUUUCUGGGAAACAAAAAGGACAGAGAAAAAGGUUGCAGCACCAAUAACUUGAAUGAUCAAGAAAUUUCCGCACAUCUAGGUAGAACUGGAUUUGUUUCCCAUAAUAACAAAGGUCAAGAAGAUGAUGGAGAAGUUGACAAUGGAGUAGAAUAUGAUGAUUCAGCUGAAAGUGAUUUGCAUCCUAUAGAGUUAAAUAUGGAAGGCUAUGACGAUAGCGACAACAACAUGGAGAGCCAUAAGUGGGCUCACCUUUCUGAUAGCAGAUUCAAUAUCAGAAAGUAUGCAAUUAAGGAUGAAAAUAAAAGGAGGAGAUCUACCUCGGGGGUAGUUUCAAGGAGAAGCACAUCUCUGCAAAGGAGUGCAUUAGAUGGAAUAGAAUGGGGAAUCCAAGUGGAGAAGGUUCAAAAUUCAAAAGAUGGAUUAGAUUGGGAAAGCCUGUGCGAAAUAGAGAAGCAAGCUCAUGGAAAAGGUUAUGGCAAUGAACCGAAAGGCUAUAAAUCAGUGAAAGGUUUGAGGGAUCAACUCUUGGCUGGUUCUAGGCUUGGAUCUUCCAUAGUUUAUGCUAGUCCAACAAGACAAUAUUCCCAGUCUUGUACAUCACAUCUCUCAAAUACCUUCCAAGAGAGACCUGCUAAAGGGCAGGGCAAUGGUAUAAAAUCAAGGUUAGUGGACCUGAGGGGUGCGGGAAAGAGUGUCAGUUAGUACAAAUGGUGAGACAGAAAUGCAUGUAUCUUUAUGCUCCAUGAUUUGCUUUUCAUGCACAAACAAUGCCAAAACCUGCUCGUCAUAUAUCUUGUAAAUGUAAAUUUAGGACAUUGAAUUGUAUCACAAGCCAGCUAGAUGACCAUAUUGAAAGUAACUUUUCUUUCUCUUAACUUUUUGUUUUGUUCAUAUAACGUGGCUGCCUAAGUUGUUGCAACUCAAUGCUCAAUUUCAUUUGGUAGUGGUGUUGGUUAGAGUCUAGAAUAUUUGUUAAA
Messenger RNA from Abrus precatorius (Indian licorice), 2273 nucleotides. RefSeq lists its product as uncharacterized. Bases 61 to 1998 code for a protein of 645 amino acids. The record is from RefSeq and is a predicted model, not a curated record. NCBI's taxonomy places the organism in Eukaryota, Viridiplantae, Streptophyta, Magnoliopsida, Fabales, Fabaceae. The transcript is spliced from 3 exons.